CACUUUUACAACCACUCUUUGAAACUGAUGGGUGCUGGACGACGUUCCUUGGUUCAGAGGGAGUAUGUACAUAUUUGAAUGUACCAAGUAAAGCUGAGAUACUAAAUGUGUGCAAUAGUGUCUACAGUUAUGCAGCUCAUCAAUUCCACAUAACACAGGAGGAAAAAAAAGAAGAUAGAAAAUAUGUCUGCAAAUCUUCCUUCACUUAACCAGACAUUGUCGUCUGCCGCAAAUGGCACUGCUCGUUUGAUAUACUGGAAUGGAAGUGGUACUUUCUACCGAGAAGAUGACGAUUUGUCCCUUGGUUUAGAAAUACUGGCAAUAAUCUCUGUCACAUAUGCUCUUAUCAUUUCAGUUGGUCUCCUUGGGAACACAAUACUUAUCAAAGUAUUUUUCAAGAUUAAGUCGAUGCAGACAGUUCCCAAUAUUUUUAUCACCAGCCUAGCUUUCGGAGACUUGCUUCUUCUCCUGACAUGUGUUCCGGUAGAUGCAUCCCGCUAUAUGGUGGACACGUGGCUUUUUGGGAGAAUGGGUUGCAAGGUUAUAUCUUUCAUACAGCUCACUUCUGUUGGAGUGUCAGUAUUUACCUUGACUGUCCUUAGUGCCGACAGAUACAGAGCCAUAGUGAAGCCCUUGGAACUGCAGACCUCAGAUGCAGUUCUGAAGACGUGCGGAAAAGCAAUCUGUGUGUGGAUAAUUUCCAUGUUGCUCGCAGCUCCAGAAGCAGUGUUUUCCGAUUUGUAUGAAUUCAGCAGCCCUGAUAAGAAUACGUCUUUCAAAGCCUGCGCCCCUUAUCCAGUUUCUGAAAAAAUACUACAGGAGGCUCAUUCUCUCAUGUGUUUUCUAGUGUUUUACAUCAUACCCUUGUCAAUUAUUUCAGCAUAUUAUUUUCUUAUUGCGAAAACACUGUACAAAAGCACAUUCAACAUGCCAGCUGAAGAACCCACUCACGCCCGGAAGCAGAUUGAGUCCCGCAAAAGAGUAGCCAAAACAGUCCUGGUGCUGGUUGCUCUAUUUGCCUUCUGCUGGCUUCCUAAUCAUAUCCUGUACCUCUAUCGUUCCUUCACUUACCACUCGGCUGUGAACUCCUCUGUGCUCCAUCUUUCUGCCACCAUUUUUGCCCGCAUAUUGGCUUUUGCCAAUUCCUGCGUCAACCCAUUUGCUCUGUGCUGGCUCAGCAGAAGUUUUAGGCAGCACUUUAAAAAACAGGUAUACUGCUGCAAGACACAUCCUCCACCUUCCCAACCAAGCCCAACUCACAGCUGCACUGCAACUGCAAUUACUGCUAUAAAGGGAAACACCCAGAUGUCUGAAAUUAGCAUUGGCCUUAUAGGAGCCUAUGAUAUGAAGAGAGAAAGUGACAGUGUUUAAACACAUUUUAUAAAGUUAUACUGUAAUGGUGUUAAAGAAGAACCACGUGGACCUUGUUUUGCCUCCUGACCAUCUUCUCACCAAGUUGCAGACCCACAGACAACUCAGCUACCAUGAUUUCCCCACUCUGGAGCAGUUAAAAAAAAAACAUGGUUGGUGGUAGAAGAUGAUAUGGCGAGCUGUGGACCAACGAGGAAGAACUUGGAAAUCUAAAGUGUGAGGAGGACAUCACCUGUAUCCAGUUACUUGGAGGCCAGUUAGGGUGAGAAACAUAAACAUUGUCCCAUGGAUGGAGUUAUUUCAAUAUAACCACAUACAUUAUUUAUGUGAUCUCUUAUCCGUAAACCCCUUGUCCGGAACAUUGUAAAAACCAAAAAAGGGAAAACAGAAAACCAUUUCUGCUCUGGGAAUAUACAUACACACAGAUCCUUAAGUAGAGUUUACUAUAUGUCAAUUUUUGUGGUGUGAAUAUAUGCAUUUCCGUACUGUGCUCAUCAUCAUUAUUUCACAUUAGCAUCAAAAUGUGUCCCUAUCUAAACUUGUGUAUGUUUUAUCUUGCAUCCCAGUAUAUCUGGGGAAGUGCAAUGUGGUGGGCAAUGGUAAGUUGAAUAUACAUUGGGUGUGUUCAUUUAAGUGUAGCUCAUCCCAGGGAGAUGCAGAAUAAUUAGAAGUUGACACAUCCCUAGAUACUUCUAUCAGAAGGUACUAGAGUUCUUGUCCAGUAACAUCUGAUAAUAAAUCAUGAUGAACAUCAGCAUGACAGGCGUAACUGUGGGAGGCAACGGAGUCACCUGCCACCGGGCUCCUGCUCUGUAGGGGGGCACCUCUCCUCCCGUUCUGUGUGUUCAGCAACACCAUUCAAUUAAGUUAUUUGAUAGCCGCUGCUAUCUCUUUCUCCCUGCACCUUACAAGUCACACCCUCUGUAUUAUACAGUACAUACACAUUUUACAAGUGUCAUACCCAGGAUUAGAACCCACUACCUAUUACACUGGAAGCAGACACCUUACUGAUGAAGCUAUUUGCUCCUGUAUAGGAAGUAUGAGAAUUCUAACUAUAUGAAGUGACUUCUCUGACAAUUACAAGUAACUUCAUAUAGUUAGAAUUCGCAUGCUUCCUGUACAGGAGCAAAUAGCUCUACCAGUGAAGUGUCUGCCUUCAGUGUAACAUGUCAUGGGUUCUAAUCCUAUGUAUGACUGCUAAAAUAUGUAUAUUUGUUGUAGGAAAUAAAAUUCCCAUUCACGUUUCAAAAGUGUACACAAUGGAUGUAAAGAUGUUUAAAGACAUUUACAGGGAAAUGUGCCUUCCAUAUUUAUUAAUAACAGUCAAGGCUCUCUUGUGUAUAUGAUUUGAUUACAUUAUGCUGGACCUAUAUAAAUAACUAUUAACAAAUAAAUGAUUGUGUAUAAAUACGGUAAUGCGUUCUUUGCAAUUACCACUUAAACAAUUAUGCCACAUCUCUUUGCUGUUGUUUGGCAUAAGCAUACACUCACUUGUACACAUGCAGUAAAUAUUUCCUUUUUGAGUCGGACUCACCUUAAGAUCUGUGCACCUCAACAUACACAUGUAAGUAAGCUUGUUUAAUCUAUAAAUUAUUACUCCUGUGCUCGGAAUGCUAACGUGCCCAACUCUAAGUGAUGCCCAGUGGCGCCACUGGCGUCGUUGUCACCCAGUGUGCCAAACAGACUAAAGCGGAAGUGACCUAAUGGGCAGGAGGGCAUUGCUGGACUGCAGAGAUGCUGAGCUGCCCCCACAGACUCUACCCGCACUGCCGGCUGCUUCUCAGUGACCAGGAGCCACAUGAUAAUGUCACAGUGCAGUGACUGGUUGCCAGUUACUGAGAAGGAGCCAGCAUUUUUUGGUGUCACCCCCUCAGAUGGUGACUCCCAGAGCAGUCUGCACCGCCAGCACCCCUCUAGUGACACCACUCAUGAAGCCCAUACAUAUGAUCACUAAGUGCAGCUUCCUACAGUGACUGUGAGGGGCAUUGCUCAACACUUUUAUAUUUUAGCUCUGGUUCUCUAAUACCCCAAGUAUUCUAGAUAAUAGAUCUCAUGUUCGGUAAUAUUGCAACAGUCACACACUAUGCAUUAUUCUGUGCCAGAAACGUUUUGUCCUUUCAUUGCCAGAAACAUUAUAAAUAAUUCAGUAGUUUUCAAAAUGCCUAAAGGGAAAUUAUUAUCAAAACUGAUUUUUGUGGAUACAAUUUAGACAAAAAGUUUUGUAACCUAUGUAUAUAACUAUCAUUUGUAUACAUAUCUAUAGCUGUCAUCUCUAGGUAAUAGAUUAUGUUGUUUAACUGGGUGUAAUGAAAGUCUAGAACUGUGGUAAAAUUAUAAGUUGAUUUGCAGCAAUUAAUACUUAGGGUUCAUAAAAAAAUAAACCAAAAUCAUAAAAACA
This is a messenger RNA of Pseudophryne corroboree (corroboree frog), 3769 nucleotides long. RefSeq names its product bombesin receptor subtype 3 (gene BRS3). Bases 184 to 1371 code for a protein of 395 amino acids. Gene Ontology annotation, biological process: G protein-coupled receptor signaling pathway. Gene Ontology annotation, cellular component: plasma membrane. The record is from RefSeq and is a predicted model, not a curated record. The transcript is spliced from 3 exons. NCBI's taxonomy places the organism in Eukaryota, Metazoa, Chordata, Amphibia, Anura, Myobatrachidae. Gene Ontology annotation, molecular function: neuropeptide receptor activity.